Molecule: messenger RNA, 8586 nt
Organism: Struthio camelus australis
Lineage: Eukaryota; Metazoa; Chordata; Aves; Struthioniformes; Struthionidae
Gene: PKDREJ
Product: polycystin family receptor for egg jelly
Biological process (GO): detection of mechanical stimulus
Cellular component (GO): membrane
Molecular function (GO): calcium channel activity; protein binding; calcium ion binding
Source: RefSeq, a predicted model, not a curated record
CCGAAGCGCUGUGCGGGCAGAGGGGGGCCAACAGUGACUCAGCCGCUUUCUGAGACCGUGACCGCGCCCUCAGCCUUACUCUCUCGGUCACGCCGCAAUGCCAGGGCCUGCGCUCCCUCUUCUCCUCCUUGGGCUGCUCAGCUGCUUCCCCCCAGGCUCGGGAGCCGCCUCUCCUCUUUUCCAGCCGCCACCCUUGCUGGUCACCUGCUUGGGCCCUCACGGAAACAUCUCGCAACAGCGGGACCACGAGGAGCGCUGGGUCUCGUGCCUCUGGAGCAGCACCAUGAAGCUGCGUUACCAGCCAGCCCCAGGAGGGCAACCCAAAGCAGAGGUGAAGCCACAGCCCCCACCACAUUGCUUCUGGUACCUGAACUCAACCUGGGUGAAGAACACCUCUCGCUGGUGGGGGCAGGUCAUACUGCAGACAGGCCUCCUUCCAGGAAGCACUCCACCACCCACAGCCUCCAGCUUCAUUACAGUGCAGUGCUCAUCAGCUGCAUGUGCGGCACCUGAGUGCCUUCAUCACAACUUGAGCAUUGAGAUGUCUAGGCAGGAUAUGCGGCUCUUUGUACUUUGGCCACAGACUCACCUGAUCCAUACAUGGCAGCCAGUAGAGCUGGGCUGGUGUGCACGCCUCAAGAGUGCAAACUGGCAGUACCGUUUCAGCAGCCGCGGAGGCAACCCAUCUGCCUUUCUCAUUCCCAGCAAUGAGCAUGAAGACACACUACCACCCUCUGUUUACCCAAGGGCCGAGUUGCAACAGGCUUGUGCCACCUACUACAGCUACCAUUUGACUGUACGCUACAGACACCACGGGCUCUAUGUAGCUUCCGUCAGCAUUGAGCAGAUGCCUCAGAUAAGCCUCAAUCUCUCUCUUAAAAUAGAGCCUAACUUGCUGCAUGUCCUCAGUAUCAGCUCCAAGCUGCUUAGCGUUCCUCACCAGUCCCUUAGCCUCUCCUGGAGCCUUCAGCCCCUCGCACUUAGGACGCUGGCCUACAGGCUGGUGGACACACAGGGUAUAGGAGGCUGGUUCAGUUCCUACAAUUCUUUUACUUUGCAGAGCAACUUCUGUGCUGCACCCGCUCUUCAGAGGCUUGGUGAGAUGGUGGUGGCCAGCCUCUACUUUCAGGCUGAUGGAAAGAAGUUCAAAGAAUUGACAGGAGAAUUACAUCUGUUCAAUGGUACACUGGGCCUAACUGCAGGCGGAGAAACUCCUACCUAUGUCAGCCUUCACCCUGGCAAAACCAAGAGAGGCAAUCACAUUUUCAGAUACAACCAUGGAACUUUUUAUGCAACCAAAGAAAACAACAGCAGCAUUUCCACAGAUGGCUCUAACACACACUAUGUAUUCUACCAACACCAGGAGCUUUCCUACUUAUUCUCCAUUGAGUUUGUGAAGUUUCAUUGGUAUAAGUUCAAUAUCUACCUUUACAUGCAUCAGAAAAGGGCUUUGUUUAGGUCUCUGGUAGACAGAGAUCUUGAAGUCCACAUUUUCAACAGCAGUCCUUCGUUUCGGCAGAGCUUUAUUUAUUUAGUGUGGUUUAUUCCUGUACAACAUCCUAUGCUACAAUGUGAGUGGACUUUCAAUCUCCAGCUUUUUGGAACCAAAAGAGACCAUCUUAUUCAGAAUAACACUUACACAUACAAUGAUCAUGUAAGAAAUGCCACACGUUUUGUCCGUCGCUCUGCUUUACCUUUUGAUCCUGAGAAGUACGCAGGGUUUGUGGCAAAAGUGAAUUGCACUAGGAGUGGGCUUACACCUGCUCUUUUAAGAGUCAGAGUCAAUAAUUAUGCUUCAAAAACCAUAGAAUCAUUGGUGGCUUGUCAGAAAAAGCCCUGUCGGAUUGACAUGGUUUGGAUCCAGAGACCUGUUCUUCACACCUCUCUCUUACGUCAUAAAAAGGGGGCAUCUUUUUACCUGUUUGUCAAACUGCUAGUAGACUGCAAUGUAGGUAUAACUAUUAGGCCUCUGUGGCGAAUCUAUCCUGUUGAGGACACAAAAGCUAUUCCAGACUGGUCAAGACCUAUAAACUCAUCUAUGAUGUAUGGUGUAAAUACAAUACGCAUAACUGUUCCCAGUUUUACUUUAGAUUAUGGGUUGUAUCUGUUUUAUUUCUCUGUCAAUAUAACUCCCGUCUGGACCAAAACGAUUCUCAGGGGCUCAGAUAAAAUUCAUAUUCAGAUUGACAGAACGGAUCUAGUUGCAAAUAUUGCAGGAGGUACAUUCCGAACAGUGGGUUUUUCUGAUAAGUGGACUCUUGAUGGCUCUUCAUCUUAUGAUCCUGAUUCAAACAAAGGACUAAAGGGAAUCCAGUUUACGUGGUACUGCACUAAAAGGGUAUCAGACUAUGCAAAAAUGAAAUUGAGUGUAGGAAAGAAAUGUCAUCCAGCCCAGAGAGAUUUGAAAUGGUUAACAUCUUCAGGUCCAGUUCAGGCAGUGGCACCAGAAACCCUCCGAGGAAACACUAUAUAUUACUUUCGUCUGGUGAUUCGAAAAGACACAAGACAGAGUUAUGCUGACCAAACUGUACAUGUGAAGCCUGGAUCCCCACCUCUUCUGAAUGUGGUAUGCAUUGAAAACUGUGGUAGAACUGUAAUCCCAACAGAAAGACUUACAUUAUCUGGAAAGUGCCUAAACUGCAGAAUAAGCAGCCAACCAGUCUAUCACUGGUCCCUUUUUUCUACAGAAAAUAAUUCUACAGAAAUUAGAUUUGAUUGGUCUUCCAGAACCUCAACAGGGAGGUCUGGGGCUUACCUGUCUAUACAUGCUCUGAGCUUUAUGAGUACUGCCUAUCGAUCCUGUGUACUUCUACUAAAAGUAAGUACUUGGGAUGGUAGGUCAUCAAUCUACAGAUACUCGUUUAAAAUAAAUUCUCCUCCACGGGUUGGAAAGUGUACCAUCAAGCCACACUGGGGAAUCGCAUUUGUGACAAAAUUUGUUGUUCGAUGCAGAGGAUUUUCUGAUAGCAAUUUACCUCUGACCUAUAAAGUAAUAGUAGCUUCCGAUGUACCAAAAACUACCAAAAUAAAUUCUGUAGAGGAAAAUACAUUUGGCACAAUUCUGUAUUUUGGUUAUCAGCCUGAAACUCCUCCAUCUUUUCUCCCAGUUGGAGUACCCUCUCAGAAGUAUACUUUGACAAUUUAUGUUCAAGUCUAUAAUUCCCUUGGGGCAUUUACCCAAGUGAGCUUAUAUGUAAAAGUGCAGAACCCAGUUGAAAGUCGACCACUGGCUAUUGUGUUUCAUGAACUACUUGCCUCAGUAAGUGGUUCAAGUGCACCAAUGACAUCUUAUCUCCAAACUGGAGAUUAUUUUAAUGCAGGAUAUUUGGCUUACAUUGCAGCCUCAGUCUUAAAUUAUAUUAAAGGUGCACCAACUCUCCAAAUAUCUAAGGCUCAACUUCGGGAAAACCUCAUUAAAAUAGCCGUGAAGAUUUCAACUGAGAGCACAGUAGAAAUUAAUCAAGUAGUUGCUUCUAUUUUUCAAGUCACAGAGGAAGCUGGUGAAAUAAAUGUCAGAUCACAAGAGCUUGCCAUUAGGAAACUGAGAGAAGUAACUGAAGUGCUGAAAAUACAAAGGAAUGAGAGCCAUUGGUCUGAACAAACAGAAAUUCAGACCAGUGGAAUACUAAGAUGCUUGUCCAACAUCCUGAGAGCUUCUCUUUUACAUCGGAGGAAUGUCAACGUAGAUGGAAUUAAACAAGUUUUCUCCAUCAUGGAAAAUUUAACCGAUGUAGUUUUCCAGGGCAAAGUCCCUGGAGAAAUUGAAACUGUAAUGGAAACAAAAAACUGGAGUAUCACUUUGAACAAAAAUGAAAAUUGGAAUGCUACAAAUGAUUUCUCUACCAGAAAAAACUGCAAGAAUUGUUUUUAUCCAAAGCUGAAAAAAGGGAAUUAUUCAGAAUUGCCCAGGGAUGCUGUGGUUUCCACUGCCCUUUAUGAGUUUAAUGAGAACCCGUUCCCUUGGUUAGGUUAUACAUCAGAAAUCAAAACAACGGUGUUUGGGUUCAAAAUGACAGAGACCAAGGCUAAUGGGGAUCUAAUCGGGAUCACGCCUGAAGGGGCAGACAUUAUUAUUGCUAGGAAAGAUAAGGAAUCUUCAACUUUUCAGUUAGCGAUAGGGCCUGAUAAAACACAACAUUACACAACUGGAGGAUUUAGUGUUGAAGUGAACAGAAAUACCAAGGAGGUAUAUAUCCAGAUUGUGACAAAAUUAAAAGUUACUUUCAAGGUGUUAGUAUUUGCAGGUGCUAAUGUCACUCAUGCUUCUCCUAUAGCCACUUUUUCUGCGUUUCACAACAUGCCAACAGCUGCAAGCAAAAAUAAGCCAUCUCAUGCUGACUGCAACAUUAAGGCUCCUUACGUUAUCUGUCUCCCAAAGUCACUGUUGAGAGUCACAGCCCAAGAAAGUGGUACUGACAGUACUGGUAGUCAUAAUAUCUCUAUCAUCCUGCUGUCACACUAUGUGGUAAGGUAUCAAAACACGAGACUAGUGAGCAUAUCCAUUUUUAGUGAUCAGUGCUUAUUUCUGGAUGGAGUUCAAAGUCACUGGAAAGAAGGCAUGUGCAGGCUUGGCUCUUUUACCGAUUGGCAAAGGGUGCAUUGCAUCUGCAAUAUGAAGUGGAGUCCCAGAAGACUGUUAAACCACACAGCAUCAAACACAUCCACUUUCAACAUCAGGUUCCUGGCAGCCAAAGUAAUAGUUACCCCCAACACAGUAGAUCUGGAAAAAUCCUUGAUAGCAGACAUACCUAAAAACCCUGUGACCCUUUUAACAGUGCUCUUUAUUUUUUUAGUCUACUUUCUUUUGUCCUUCUGGGCCGUGAAAAAAGACAGGGCUGAUAGAAUCAGCAAAGACAGGAUUAUCGUUCUGCCAGACAAUGACCCCUUUGACAAAGUGUGCUUUUUGCUCACUUUAUACACAGGCAGUCGCUUGGGAGCUGGAACCACGGCAGAUGUUUUUCUUCAACUCAUUGGUCAGGAUGGCACAAGUGAUGUCCAUUGUUUACAACACCCACAUUUUCCAUCUUUCCAUCAGGGAAGCACUGACUCUUUUUUGUUAACUACUAAGAAAGAUUUAGGAGACAUUUGUGCCUUGAGGGUCUGGCACAAUAACAAAGGCCCUUCUCCAAGCUGGUUCUUAAGCAGAGCCAAAGUUGAAAAUAUGUACACUAAGAAGAUCUGGUUCUUUAUUUGCAGGAAAUGGCUUGCUCUUGACAAGGGCGAUCACUUACUAGAAAGGACAUUUACUGCCAUGAAUCCAAAAGCACCUCUAUCCAGAAUCGACUAUUUUUUUAUUAAUCUUGCUGAAAACCUGAUAGAUGGUCAUCUGUGGUUCUCGAUUUUUGCUCAUAUUGUCACUGGCACUUUCAGUAGGCUCCAAAGGUUAUCAUGUUGUUUAGCAAUAUUAUUAUUAAACCUGCUUGUUAACAUUAUGUUCUUUAAUGCUGACAAGAGUGAAGAAUCUCCACUACACUUGAGGUAUUUGAGAUCAAUAGCAGUAGGAGUUGAAAGUGCUUUGGUUACCAUACCUGUGCAAAUGAUUAUAAUUGCCUUCUUCAGGUAUUCCCAGAAGGAACCUUCUUCCUGGGGUGUGGCUCAGAAGCACCCAAAGGAAAGUCCAGCCCUCAUGUCUGGAAAUCUUAAGAACUGGAAGGAACACUUACAAAAAUGGUACCUUUCAGAAACUUCAGCACAGCCUAAGAGUACUAGUUCCUUGGAGAACUUUCCUGGUGCUAGUAAUUCACAGAGCUUCCAGAAUUACAGAAAGAUAAUAAGCCAAGGAACUCCCCAAAACUGGAGUAACUGCACAAUUUCCGAAAGAGAUGCAAAUGUAAUUGCAGCAGAGAAGGACACAAGAACACAGGCUAAGGCCUGGCAGAGAAGACAACCAUCAAAUUCCAAUUUUAGUAAUAAUAAUGCAGAAGAAGGAGACAACUUUCAGAGAGAAAGGAAACCACUAAGUAUCAUCUCCAUGCCCUUUCGCAAGAGACCACAGAUAGUUUUUUGCUGGUGGUGUGUCUAUCUCUCUUGGAUAUUAAUUAUAGCUGUAACUGGGCUAUCGUCAUUUUUCAUUGUAUUAUAUGGUUUGUCUUAUGGCUAUCAGACUUCAUUAGAGUGGCUUUUAGCAUCUGUAAUUUCCUUUUUUGAGAAUGUGUUUCUUCUUCAAACCCUAAAAAUAAUUUUUUUCUCAGCAGUGAGUACAGCUAGUCCAAAAUACUGUGAAAACAUCACAUGGUUAACUCGGGAAAAUUAUUCUGAAAUUAAGUUGGAUAAAGCAACUAUGAAUGCAGAUGAGAUGAGAGAGAUGCACUGUAAACUUGUUGAAAUCAGAGGCAGUAAGCAGUAUAAGCCUUUAGAAGCUGAUGAAAUUGCAAUCAUGUUGAAAAGGGCAAAAAUUAAAAACAAUGCACUUGUUUUUCUAAAAGAUUUCAUCAGUCACCUUGUUUUUUUGAUACUUAUAUUAAAUCUUGCCUAUUCCACUGAGAACAUCAAUAGUUUUCACUACAACCAAUUUAUUCAUAAUCAGUUCUCUCUCAGACUCUCCAGUGUAGAUAGGCUAGAACAUAUUUACACAUGGGUGAAUGGUGUGUUCUUGCCUUUGAUCCAUAAUGACAUUCAGCCGACCUUUCUUUCUGAUAGCUGGUCCAAAAUCGUUGGUUUGCCUAGGAUGAGGCAAGUACGGGCUAAAGAUACAGAGAAAAAAUGUUUUCAUCCUCACAGCUUUGUGAAUAAAUUUGUGAUCAGUAAAAGCCCCUGUCUUCACAAAUACGGCAGUGACAUCCAAGAGAAAGGUGACUAUGCUGGCACUUGGACAAAGAUUGCCAAUCAUUACGUUUCCAAGGAUGCCAGCAGUUAUACUGGAUUUACUUACCAGCCAAACAAGACUCCAUGGGUGUAUUACUCAUAUGGAGAUUUGCACACAUAUGGACCAGCAGGAUACACUUUUUACUUUUUCCCUGCAGAAGGAAGACCCAAUUCAACGACGAGGCUGGAUGUUUUACAAAAGAGCAGUUGGCUUGAUGAAAAGACAUGGGCUGUGAUCAUUGAACUAACAACAUUUAAUCCAGAUGUACAUCUGUUUUGCUGCAUCUCAGUCAUACUAGAAGUUUCUUAUUUUGGGAUCAUCAACCCAAGCUUGUCAGUACAUUCUUUUGCUCUCCCCAUUUUUCAACAGCAAACUAAAGCUCAAAUGUUUGUGUUUGUAAUUGUCCUUGCCUUUCUCUUCAUUUACAUUGCAGACGAGCUUCACACCAUAGGCCAAAAAAAGAAAGAAUAUAUUAAAAAUAUUUCCAAUAUAAUCAACUUAGGUUUAAAAUCAGUAUUCUUCCUUUUUGUGUUUUUAAAGGUCAUAAAGUUUAAGAUGGGAGCAGAUAUUGUGAAAUUUUAUUUACUUCAUCCAAAUGAUUUCAUUCAUUUUCAUGCAGUUUCUCAUUUAGAUCAGAUUUUAAGGAUUACUAUGGGUUUUUUAGCAUUUCUAGCAGUUUUGAAAACUCUAAGAUAUUCCCAAUUCUUUUAUGAUGUGCGCCUGGCACAAAGAUCUAUCUUGGCAGCUCUUCCUGGAAUCUCCUCCAUGGCCCUGGUGGUGGUGGUGUACUUCUUUGUAUUUAUGGCUUUUGGCUACCUUGUGUUUGGACAGCAUGAAUGGAAUUACAAUAAUAUGAUUCACUCAGCUCAGACUGUAUUCUCUUACUGUGUCUCAGCUUUCAGAGACACUGCAUUUUCAUCCAACAGGUUACUGGGUGGUCUUUUCUUAGCCUCGUUCAUGUUGGUGAUGAUCUGUGUCUUGAUCAAUCUAUUCCAAGCUGUUAUUAUGUCAGCUUAUGAAGAUAUGAAACAACCUGUGUAUGAAGAACCAUCUGGUGAAGCAGAAGUGGUUACUUUUCUAAUUAAAAAGCUCAGAAAGAUAUGGUAUCUUCUGAUCCAUAAAACACCCAGAACAGGUGACCCAGAUCUUCUUCACAGUGUACUCUAUGGGCACCCUCAGAGGAGACGUCACCGACAUUUAGGGCUCAAGAAAAGAAAAAUCAAUGGCAAAAAAAUGGUUUAUCUUGUCAUAUGAGCAAGGCAGGAUUUUGUAUUGAGGACUAACUUUACUCUGUGAUAUUUAUUUUUUCAAAUAAAUGCUCAUAAAUGUUUAAGAUAACUAUUUUUUUUUAAAGAAAUUCCUAACACUCAACCACUUGCUUUUGAUUGUGCUCAGAUUUUCUCUAGAAUGUUUUGCAUCCAUUUCAGAGGUACAUUACUGUCAUGGAAACUGGUACCAAUUUGACAUAGACAAUGAGUAAAGAACAAGCUCAGUAGACUACGAAUGGUAAUCUUGCCUCUGGCUAAGAGUGUCUGAGCAUAGCUAUGCUAAUAGAAGACUAAAAAUGGCCAGAGAUCUGAAAAUGUUGAUAAAAUCUUUACUACUCAAAGCAUAAAGAGUAAAAAAAAAAUAGGAUGGUUUAUUGUAGUUUGACCUGGCAUUUAAAAAUAGAAGUUCUCAACACUACAUUUACAUGUGUAUGCAGAUGACAUUGAUACAGUAUAACUUUUGGAAGUCAUUAAUGUUAGAUUAUAAAAUACUGUUACAUAGCCUAAGGGCGU